Molecule: messenger RNA, 960 nt
Organism: Coprinopsis cinerea okayama7#130
Lineage: Eukaryota; Fungi; Basidiomycota; Agaricomycetes; Agaricales; Psathyrellaceae
Exons: 8
Coding region: 6-719 (237 amino acids)
Molecular function (GO): RNA binding
Source: RefSeq, a predicted model, not a curated record
CCACAAUGGCCAACACCGUUAACGUUACAGGAAUCUCUGCCUCUACAACCGAGGCCCAAUUGAACGAUUUCUUCACAUUCUGUGGACAAAUUAGCUCUAUUGACUAUGAGGAAAAGUCUGGCAAAGCAACCAUCGCGUUCGAGAAGGCCACUGCCGCCAAGACCGCGUUGAUGCUAAACGGCGGAACUCUCGAUGGCGCCACCUUGACCGUCACUUCGGAUGUGGUCCACCAAGAUGACUCUGAUCCCCUUCCGCAGGGGCACGAUACGGAGCAUGUCAAGCAGGAAGACAAACCUCGUGCAGGAAUCGCGGCCGAGUACCUUGCCAAAGGUUAUCAGCUUUCUGAUAACAUCCUCGCUCGGGCAAUUGAGCUGGAUCAACAGAAAGGUAUCUCGAAGAAGUUCCUAGAUUACGUUCAGCAUCUAGACAAGACUAUCGGCGAAAGGGCCCUAGGUCCCGAUCAGACCGUCUCCGGGAAGGCGCAGCAGACGGUCGAAUCUGCUCACCAGCAGGCUGAACAGAAGGGAUAUGUAAAGGCGUUCCGCGAUUAUUACACCAGGGCGCUCGCCACACCCAUCGGUCAGAAAGUCCGCGAGUUCUACACCACGACUUCGAAACAGAUUCAUGAUAUCCAAGAAGAAGCCCGCCGUAUCGCUACCGAGGAGAAGGCCAAGCAAGGGGGUUCGGGGGCGACACCUGUCCCUCCCGUUUCGACGUAAUGCGAUCGGUCCUUCACUAGGGUCGAGUCAACUCGCCAAUACAUCAGGACGGGGUGACUGGGACGGCAAAGGUCCACUAGACUUUCGAGAAUAGGAUCCGGUUGGGACAGUUGGGGUUGCACGUCCCGUCUGAUUUCUUCGUGUUCUUUUUUUUGCUGGCAUCGUACUCUUCUGUAACGGCUCGGAAGCUCACGGACUUCUAAAUCUGUUCGAAUACUGAAUGUAAUUGUUUCUCUUUCAA